AUAUUAAGCUUGGUGGGUUUGGGCUUUCGUGGUUUUCUUUUAAAGUUUUCUUUUUUUCUUUUUUUGGUUUUUUUUUAUUUUUGGUUUUUUGAGUUAGAGUGAGCAAAAAUUUUUGUUUUAGUAGGGGGUCUCGCGGUCUUACUUUUAUUAGGGCCACAAAAAGAAGAACAAACAGACAUUCCUAUUUUAAAUUUACUUGUUGUUUUAGGGGCUUUUUGUUUAAUUUCUUCUAAAAAUUGACUUUCUGUUUAUUUAGCAAUAGAGCUCUCUACACUUUGUUUUUUUGUUUUGAUUGCUAGGGGGUCGGGUUAUAGUGCAGAGGCAGGAUUAAAAUAUUUUGUUUUGGGGGCUCUUUCUUCUGGUUUAUUUUUAUUUGGUUGUGCUUUGUUGUGUGGAGCUGGGGGCAGUGUAUAUUUUUAUUAUCUAGAGUUGCUUUUUAAUUCCAAGCAAAGUUUUUCUGACGUUUGUGUGCCGACUGGGUACCUUUUAAUUAUUGCGGCUCUUUUUUUUAAAUUGUCUGUUGCCCCUUUUCACAUGUGGGUUCCAGAUGUUUAUGAGGGGGCACCAACAAAAACGGUUGUGUUAUUGGCUAUCGUGCCUAAAACAGGCAUUUUUUCUCUUUUAUUUUCCAUUGGAUUGCCCAUAAGUCUUUUCUUAAUUGGAGUUGUUUUUUCUCUUUUUGUUGGGGCGUUAGGUGCUUUAAAUCAAACAAGAGUCAAACGGCUUUUGGCCUAUAGUGGGAUUGGUCAUAUGGGGUUUCUUUUAUGGGGUUUAGUAAAUGGUUCUUUUGAGAGCCUACAAGCAAGUUUGGUCUAUCUUUUUAUAUACAUCAUUAUGACAAUUUGUGUUUUUUCUAUUAUUUUGAGUUUUAAUGUGUAUAAAAACUUACUCAUUGAAUUCAGUGGGCUAUCCCGGUUUUUACCUUUUCUUUCUAUUACUUUUGGGGUUGUUUUUUUCUCUAUUGCUGGGAUCCCUCCUUUUGCAGGGUUUUUAGGAAAAUGGGUGGUUUUAUUAUCUGGGGUUCUUUCUAAAUCUUUUUUUAUUUUUUUUUUUGCCGUUUUUUGUUCUGUAAUUGCUGGGGUUUAUUAUGUUAGAAUUGUAAAAGUUCUUUUUUUUCAAAAAAACUCUUUUUUUUUAAUUACAACAAAAGCUUUAAAAAAAGAGCUCAAACUAAAUUUUAAGAGGGGGUUUUUAAUUGGCCUUUGUUUUAAUUUAAUUUUUUUUCUUUUUUUUUCUCCACACUUUGGGUUUUGUUUCACUUCCCAAGUGGUUAUGGGGUUGUUUUAA
Orbicella faveolata is the source of this 1287-nucleotide messenger RNA. The record is from the annotation of a RefSeq genome assembly. Lineage: Eukaryota; Metazoa; Cnidaria; Anthozoa; Scleractinia; Merulinidae.